Messenger RNA from Pundamilia nyererei, 1195 nucleotides. It is a transcript of the gene hmx2, whose product is annotated as H6 family homeobox 2. Gene Ontology annotation, molecular function: RNA polymerase II transcription regulatory region sequence-specific DNA binding; DNA-binding transcription factor activity, RNA polymerase II-specific. The transcript has 2 exons. Gene Ontology annotation, cellular component: nucleus. Bases 205 to 1026 code for a protein of 273 amino acids. Gene Ontology annotation, biological process: regulation of transcription by RNA polymerase II. Lineage: Eukaryota; Metazoa; Chordata; Actinopteri; Cichliformes; Cichlidae. The record is from RefSeq and is a predicted model, not a curated record.
UACACUCAUGUACCUCGAGCUCUAGAAAAAACACCUCCAACUCCUUCAAUGUUGAAACUCCACAAUUAAACCGGAUUGUGUUGACAAAAGCCGACAAAAGGCGCUUUCGUAAUUUUUUUGCGCACCAACCCCGUAGAAAGCAAUAACGGAAUACAAGGGGACAGACCGAUUCAGUCAAUACUUCAAUACUGUUAUGAAGCGAGAAUGAGUAGCGCAGAAGACAGCGGGAGCAAGUGCUCGUCGGGCCCGAUUUCCAGCUUUACUAUCCAGUCUAUUUUAGGCACGCCAUCCGAUGAGCCGCGCUCCGGGACCAAGGAGCUCUCCAAGGGGCCGCCGCCAGCGCCGCGGAGGCGCUCACUGUCGGUGUCGUCCGAGGAGGAGUGCAGCGGCGGGGAGGACUCAGCAGACUGCUUCUGCUCCGACACGGGUCACAGCGAGCCGUGCACCCAGCACCAACCCCAUAACUUUUCCUGUUUAGGUCCCGCUAAAGGACUUCUGUCUGGAAAUGACGGGCUCGCACGGCGGCCGCACCUGUCACAGCCUCUGCUGCAGGAUUAUAAGGAGGAGCAGGAGAGACCGUGCCAUCAAAUGUCACCUCUGUCGGAGGAGAGACAAACAGACGGUGCGGACAAGCAGGGCAGCUCGGCCAAAAAGAAAACGCGCACGGUUUUCUCCCGGAGUCAGGUGUACCAGCUGGAGUCCACCUUCGACAUGAAGAGGUACCUGAGCAGCUCGGAGCGGGCCUGCUUAGCCUCCAGCUUACAGCUGACGGAGACUCAAGUCAAGACGUGGUUUCAGAACAGGAGGAACAAAUGGAAACGACAGCUCUCUGCUGAACUGGAGGCGGCCAACAUGGCCCACGCCUCCGCACAGACACUAGUGGGGAUGCCGCUGGUUUUCAGAGAUAACUCCUUACUGCGUGUUCCCGUCCCUAGGUCUAUCGCGUUUCCGACGCCCCUGUACUACCCGGGAAGCAACCUGCCAGCGUUACCUUUAUACAACUUGUAUAACAAAAUCGAGUACUGAUUGACUCUGCUGUAUGUUCACUGCAGUCCACGAAAAAAGCAUUACAAAACAAUACGACAUUCUAGGUGUCUCAUAAGCCUUGUAUAUCAAUUGUAUCACUUUUUUGUUGAGAAAACUCUUAUUAUGCAGUUAUUGUAUGUCUCGAAAGAAAGCAAUCAAGCUUCCCUAU